UUGAUUAGUUUAUUUGGUCAGCAAGGGCAGGUCUUUGAACCAGCUCCUCUGGGAUUCUCCUUAGCUCUUUCCUCACAGCCUCACUUUGACUGCUACAUCUCCUCCCAUCACAUUCCCCCUACCAGGUCGAAGGAAAACAGUGAUGAUUGAUUUCCACCACCCGCCUUCCUUUAAAGAGAUGAGACUUUCCCAAACACCACCUGCCUCCUAAACAGGGCUCCUCUCAGCUCUAUUGGGCAGAACUGGGUCAUGUGUUCUCCCCACCCCACCAUUCCAACAGAGGAAAGAGAGGGCCAUGCCUGCUUUCCUCCAGUCAAGAUUCAUCCCCUGGGGAUGGGCCUACUUCUGUGAGCCCAUUUCAUCAGGAGACCAGGACAGCUGACAUUUUAUGUAUUCGUAUUUAUUGUAUUCGGCAUAGAAGAAACAGCUGCUGGGGAAAAGAGCAGCAGUGUUUGCAACGGGAGGCAAGAAGUUCAAGCACCAGAAGCCGAAGGACAAAACAGACUGUCCGGUGGAAAAUACAGACAGGAGGGUCGCGGUGCCAGCAAGUGGGGCUGACGUCUCCAGGGAUGAAUUCCGAGGAUCCAGUAUCGUUUGGCCUCGCUGUGCCAGUGGCACGCAGACUCACCCGCACAGGAGUGCUGGGAUCCGUCUAGGGAACACACAGCCGCCUGACCAGAUGGGCCGCCCGUUUCCUCUGAUGCCCGGACCCUCUGGUGGGAGCCCCCGCCCCCUUCCCAGCAUCUCACCUCCUCUAUCCUUCUCCAUAUCUCCUGCAGCCCAUCUCCCUGCACACCACCUCUCUUUCGCGGACCGCCUGUCCUCCGUCCGCUAUCAGAGGCAAUCCGAAGCUGAGACACCGAAGGGAGCCUUUGGAGCCUUAGGAUCCAGGCAGGUUUAACGUCACCAUGGCAACCCCUGGAGCGCCCUCCCCCGACCGGCUCUCAGAUGCACCGCCCUGCCCCCCAGGGCCUCAGGGACCCCGCGGGGAGCGGGGCGGGGCCAGAUUGGCGGAGCCGCGUAUAAAGGCCGGGCGCUGCCGCGGUCUCCCAGGGAGAGGAGAGCGGAGAGGCGAGAUGGCGGUUUUGCCGCGGCUGCUGCCGCUUCUGCUUCUCCUCCUCGCCGCCUCUUCGGCCGCCCUUCUGGCGACCAGCGCCCAUUCUUCCUGCCCCGGGCCUCUGGCCCAUACCAUGCACUCCACGUUCAUGUUCGCGGCCACUUCCGCUCCGCUAGGUGGGCUUGCGAGUCCGCGCACCCGCACGCGGCGCCUGGCGCACCCGCUUCAGCGGAGGGAGCUGGCCCGACUCCUCGCCUUGGUGUUCCCCUCCCGCAGCGGGAGAUCGGGCGCCGGGAACCGGAGCGCAGGGGACCCUCAGGCCUCCGGGGCCGCACACCGGCUCCGCACAGGCCAGCGUAGCGCCCCGAAACGCGCCUGGCCUCCAGCUCAGCGCUGAGCAGAGGGCGGCCUCCAACCCGGACUUGGACACUUGUAAACCUUGGAGCAGCAUCGUACGUCCUGUUCCACGAACGACUGUCGCUGACUCAUAGGGAGAGUUCCCGGGACUCCUGCCCACGGCCAGCAAACCUCUCAGUGGGCUCCCUGCAGAGCCGAGGGCAGCCACAGACCACGGGUCACAGGCUCUUGUGUGGUCACCCACCUAGGGACCUUAAAACCAAGGUCCCCUUGGACUCCAGCCCCUUGGAGCUGGCCCGACUCCUCGCCUUGGUGUUCCCCUCCAGCAGCGGGAGAUCAGGCGGCGAGAACCGGAGCGCAGGGGACCCUCAGUCCUUUGGGGCCGCACACCGCUCCGCACACGCCAGCGUAGCACCCCCGACACGCACCUGGCCUCCAGCUAGGCCCUAAGUGUACGUGCCCAUCUCCACAGCCCUGCAGACCCUCCAGGCCUUCCAACACUGACCCUUUACCCCCUCAAGGGCAGCGGCCAUCCCCCGCACCCCCUCAUUCAGGACCCUACCCACGUGCAGGCCGGAAACCCAGCCUGGAGCUUUCCCAUGAUGACACCUGAGUCCUUGUCUGCCUGUGGCCUCGAUGCCUUUGUUCAGCCCAGGGGAGCUGGCUGGAAGGGGCUGCUACCUGGUGGAAGAGAAAUCCUUCAUGCCUUUCAGUGUGUGCCCCACCUCUGCACACUCCUCCCAGAAGCAGCACCCAGAGCCUGCAGAGGGUAAGGAGGCCGGCCUCGGAACCCUCCCAAAGCCGCCAGGCAACCUUGGCCCCAACUGGCUCCCUGAUGCCCCGGUGGCUCCCCGACCCCCAGAAAGGGAAGGGCCGGCUCCAGCAGCCCCUCACCCCCAGCAGCAGUUCAAUCACUCGGUGAGGCUGGCGGGAGACCGGGAAAUGGGGGCGGGAGAGCCACCUGCAUCCAAAGAAGCAAGGCGUCCUCACCCAGUGGGGACCAACCCGAGACCCCUGGCCCCAGCGGGCCUCGGCCUUCCACCGCUGGGGUCGGGUAGGCGGCUGUCUCUGCAGGCUUUGGUGGUGGCUGUGUUCCUGGGAGACAGGCUCGGAAACGCCAGCGUCUCGUGGCUGGUGCAUGGAGCCGUGCAGGGUGUGGUCCCCCUGGUGGGUCUCAGUGCUGAGGUACUGAUGGGCCGUGGGCCUGGAGACCGCUGGCCUGGGACCAGGUUCAGCUGGCUCUUCCAGUGCUGGGGUGUCUUGGUCUUCUGGAGAGUUCUCUCCAGAGGGCGAGAGGGAUGCCCUGCCUUCGGACAGGUGAGGCUGAAAGAGCUGCUGAAUGGAAUGGCUGACGCUGAGCAGGGCCCCCGUGGCCAUGUCCCAGGAGAGCCCCAGGCCCCACGCACAGAGGACUUGUUGGCUGAGCUGGGGCUGCUCGGGGACAGGUUGUCCCACCUGGAGGGGGAGGCGGAGGCACCACAAGAAAACGCCGAGCACCUGGGGCGGCAGGAGGCGCGGGUUCGAGAACUGGAGGGCUUCUUCCUCAACUUCAGGGGCUUCCUGGAAGCCUGUGCCCCGGGACAGGUUCACAGCACAAAGACCGGUCAUCUGUGCAGCCCCCAACCCUGGGAAGGAGCUGGCCUGACCAGCAUGUGUAUGAGUUGUGAAUAA
Bubalus bubalis (water buffalo) is the source of this 3085-nucleotide messenger RNA. RefSeq lists its product as uncharacterized. Bases 2051 to 3085 code for a protein of 344 amino acids. Lineage: Eukaryota; Metazoa; Chordata; Mammalia; Artiodactyla; Bovidae. The record is from RefSeq and is a predicted model, not a curated record. The transcript is spliced from 2 exons.